AUGCCAACCCUUCAACCAUACAAGGGGGACUAUUUCCUGUGGAACUAUGUCCCCAGCCUUCCAGCAGCUAUUGCAUUCACCGCCGUAUUCACCAUCCUGACCAUAGCUCAUAUUUGGAAGAUGGUCAGAACGAAAUCGUGGUUCUGUUCUGCUUUCGUCAUCGGUGGCAUCUGCGAGAUUAUUGGAUAUUCAUCUCGAGCAGGCGCAUAUAACGCCACAGGAUCCCUGAUACCCUACCUCCUCCAGGCUAUUUUCCUCGUGAUAGCGCCCGUCUUCUUUGCUGCAUCGCUGUAUAUGGUUUACGCUCGUAUAGUGCGAGCCGUUCAUGGUGAAGCAUUCUCGCUGAUUUCGCCGCGCUGGACGACAAUCAUCUUCGUGACGGGGGACUUGACCUGUUUGAAUGUUCAAACAGUUGGCUCUGGAUUGACGAAUCGUCCGAAUCUUGCAUCAAUAGGCAACUAUAUCAUCGUUGCUGGUUUGAUUUUGCAGGUCUUGCUGUUUAUCGGCUUCCUGAUCUGCUCCAUCGUAUUCAACAAGAGGUUUAGCGCUCACGUAGCAAAGACCGGAGCCACAAGCAAUAUUCCCUGGCGGUUGUGUCUGUACAUGCUCUAUUCAACGUCAAUCUUCGUGCUGGUGCGGAAUAUCUACCGAAUCGUGGAGUUCAUGAUGGGACAACAUGGCUUUCUUCUUGAACACGAGUGGUCGCUUUACGUCUUUGAUGGAUCACUGAUGAUCCUGGUCAUGGUCGGCUUCUUGGUCUGGUAUCCUGCUCAGCUACAGCCGAGCUCUCGGGAGUCGAUGAUUGAGCUCACGAGCGCCAACUCUGUGGAAGGAGAAAGAAGGAUGGCCACCCUCUUGUGA
This is a messenger RNA of Talaromyces marneffei, 861 nucleotides long. RefSeq lists its product as uncharacterized. NCBI's taxonomy places the organism in Eukaryota, Fungi, Ascomycota, Eurotiomycetes, Eurotiales, Trichocomaceae. The record is from RefSeq and is a predicted model, not a curated record. The coding region runs from base 1 to 861 and encodes 286 amino acids. Gene Ontology annotation, cellular component: membrane. The transcript has 2 exons.